GGUGUAUAUUUUAUUUUAUUUUAUUUUAUAUUACUCAGGGAACGUGGAACGACGAGCUGACGUAUGCGUGCGCAAGGUAGGGGAAGGGGGCGGGGCAGGUGGUCGAACUGUGGUAGGUACUGGAUGGAGAACUCCGUCCCGCAACCACCUCCUCAAGUUCAACCGCCUGUGCCUCCCUACCCCGUAGCGGCUGCCCUGCCGUUUCCCCCUUUCCAACCUCAUGGAGGGUUUUAUCAGCAGCCUUUCCCGGCUGUUACACCCCCGUUUGGCUUUGCCCCCAUGGCACAGAGCGUGGCACCUGCUCCAGCCCAAGGUCCUUGGACGUACGCCGGAUCAAACUCAGCGCUAGCGCAAGGGGGUGGGCAAUUCAAUAACGGUUAUGGAAGGGGAAAUGGAGGGUAUCAGCCACGUGCUUUCUUUACUCGUGAGCAUGCUGACUUCAUCGAGAAGUUAAAACUGAAGGAUGUCGUGGAGGAGGCGCGGAAGAAAGACUUGGAAGAAAUUACGCGGUUAAAAGGACUGGGUUGGGAGAUUGAAAAGCCAAAAGCAAAAGGAAAAGAGAAAGAAGUGGAAAUAGAGAGAGCUCAAGGAGACAAGAAGGGGAUGAGCAAGAAGCAAGUUGGGAAGGACAAGGGGAAGGAGAAAGUUGCAGACGAAGGAAAGGAAGAUGCGAUGAAGAAAUGGGUAGCAUCGAACUUCGGAGGGUCACUGAGGAUUCUAUCGGAAAAGAUGGAUGAGGUAGAGAGGAAAUCCAAACUGAGAGAUGCUGAGUUGGAAGAGUUGAAAAUACUGCGGGCUGAAAAGGAGUUGAGAGAAUUGAGGGAGAAUUCAAGCUCAGAAAAGAGGAAAAGAGAGACAGUGUCCCCGACAAAAUUGAGGAGAGGGAAGAGUAGAUCCCGGUCUGGUCUGCUGAAGAAAGGAGGAAAGGGGGAGAACACGAAGCCAGUUGAGGUUUCAUCAGAUGAGGAAGGGAAGGAGAAGGAUGCCGUCGUACAAAACCUGAGCAGGAAGAUGGAAGGUUCAACUUGGGGGAUAAGGAGGUGUCCGAACUUAGGGAACUGAUUAAGGAACUGCUGGCAGCAAAAGGGCGAGAUGCUAGUAGUAGUAAUGCGGGAGCAGAGCAGGAAAC
Messenger RNA from Chara braunii, 1129 nucleotides. Lineage: Eukaryota; Viridiplantae; Streptophyta; Charophyceae; Charales; Characeae. The record is from the annotation of a GenBank genome assembly.